Messenger RNA from Beauveria bassiana ARSEF 2860, 288 nucleotides. RefSeq lists its product as uncharacterized. The transcript is spliced from 2 exons. The record is from RefSeq and is a predicted model, not a curated record. NCBI's taxonomy places the organism in Eukaryota, Fungi, Ascomycota, Sordariomycetes, Hypocreales, Cordycipitaceae. Bases 1 to 288 code for a protein of 95 amino acids.
AUGGUCAAAAUCCUUGCCGUCUUGGCCGCUCUCUCGGCCGCUGUUGUCCCAGUUGCCGCCGACAACUGCACACGCGGUCUGUACUACUGCGGAUGGCUUCUUCUCCAGAUAGGAGGAUAUUUUCCGCAGAUUGACGAUGCGUUUCACAAUGCAGGGCUGGCCACCAGCCGCGACCAUGUCAAUCGCGGGCUAUUUUACUGUCUUGGCGGCGAUAACGGGGAUAUCCGUUUUGUCACCUUGUGCGACGCUGUUUGCCGUGAUGCCGACGGUGGAAACAGUUUUUGCUAA